Messenger RNA from Diachasma alloeum, 1990 nucleotides. RefSeq lists its product as uncharacterized. The transcript has 2 exons. Bases 338 to 1513 code for a protein of 391 amino acids. The record is from RefSeq and is a predicted model, not a curated record. NCBI's taxonomy places the organism in Eukaryota, Metazoa, Arthropoda, Insecta, Hymenoptera, Braconidae.
UCCAAACCAAUGGCUGUGCGGCUAACCUCAGAGGCUGCGAUCAUCGCCAGCUCUUUAAAAAAAACCUUGAAUCCACCCUAAGAAACGGCGAAUCUCGUCGCAGCUAUCACGUCGCACUUGUAACCAAUCUCUCAAUAAUUCAUACUUGUGCUGUUUAUCACUGAAGUUCCUGGCAACUGUACAGACAGUUCACGUAUUGUGGAGACUGUCCAAAAUUGAAGUCGAGACCAAGGACUAUUUCAACAACAUCUACAAAGAAGGCGACACUUCAAAAUUGUCACUGACAACGUUUCUGUGUCUUGUACUCCAAAAAUUCGACACUUUCACAGAUAGUUUCAUGCUUCCACAGACAAUAAACGAUGAUUUGAGCCUUUUCUUCUGUCAGAUGUAUGCACCUCUAAUUUCAUCUUGGAGAGAGGAUUUCAAUAACGCAGUCAACAAUGAUCAUCAGAAGCAUCUGGAGGCAGUUGCAGAAAUAUUUCUUGUCAUGAACCAUACUGUCUGGGAUCAUAUUGGGUGUACCGAUGCCAAGAAGACUUUGGAAUUACAAGUCUGCAACCAGGAAUCGAUUGAUUAUGAAACCUGGGCUAAAUUGUGUGAAUUCUGCAGCAUAGAGUACAUGCGAGAUUUUGCUAAUAGGGUCGAUUGGAGCGAAAGUAGAUUCGACUCAACAAUCACAAUCUUCUGGUACAAAAAAAUUUAUGGCAGCUAUCCAACGGAGAGCAUGUUUGCUUCACGACAGGAUUUCUUAAACUUCCAGAAUCAAUUGGUAGCGCAAAUUUACGAGGGAUAUGAUAUAAAUCGUAUUUUAUUCAAAGACAGUGUUUCCUCUGAUAGUCUUUCGGCGGUUAAAUACUUCUGGAACAAACUAACUGAUGUGCAACAACUGGAACUGUCGUCAGAAGGAAGUUUUUUCAAAACUCAGAGUAUUUCCACCGCAGUCUAUCUACUCAGUGCAAUAGACUUCAAUUAUUUGCCUGGAAAUACCAUGGAUUGUGGUCCAUGGUCGUAUUUGUUGGUUUGGCCGUGGGUGAUGUUCAUUGAUAGUUGGAUCCACCAUUUUCAAAUCAUGGACAGAUGUCACUUUGCUACUAUUUUCAGGACCUUAGUUGUACAGAGAAGGAAGGACCAGAGUACUGUAAUUGAAGAAUUCACAAGGAGACAAAUUCGGAGUCAUCUGUAUGCAAAGUAUUAUGUACCUUGUGAGAAACUGUGGAGGCUAUAUUGUGAGAAAUUUGGAACCAUGGAUGGAAUAGCAGAUAAAAUUUCGGGAUUAAUGUUCGGUUCAGAAGAUAUUCAACUUUGUAAAAUUAUUAUGGCCGGAUCCCCAGGUGACUGGAGGAGACAAUGUUUGGUUGCCAUAGGAGAGUACUGCAAAAUUCUCUCGUCACAAUACUCUCUCAGUGUUCUCCCGAAUCAAGAUUUUCGUGACAAGUUUAUGGCGGUGGUACUGGUGAAUAAUGAGGAAAGGCAAAGGUUCCGAGAAAUUAUGCAUGAAGUCUACAAUCAGUAAAUGGUGAUUUCACAGGUAGUUUGGAGUUCCAUCGAAUUUUUAAUGAUCAGAAUGUCGAGAAUUCAACUUACUUUACUAAUUUUAAGGGUACUAUCCGUUUUUUAACUUCACGUAUCAACAGAUUUUUAUAAUAAGUGGAAAUAUCUCUCACGAAUCCGCUUGUGCGAUAAUCGUCUGGAUAUGUUUCAGCCCUGAAUUGCGCGAAAAUAAUUGAGGCUCAUUAUUGUUCCCCACAGUAAUGAAAAUAACUUUGCUCAAUAAAAUAAUUUUAUUAUUAUCUGGUAGAUGAUCGACAAUUAAUUGAUAAUUGAGGUUUUUCUUUCGUGUGAGCCUCUUUCUAUAAUGUAUUUCGUGAUACGGUGGAAACAUGUUCACGUCAUAUUCCAACUUUCCGAAUUUUGUAACUGGAUUAUAUAUGUAAUAAUUUAGCCUUGUAAUUCGUUUCAUAUACUGUUGGGUCUCAAGUUCCUCGAUACA